Juglans microcarpa x Juglans regia is the source of this 800-nucleotide messenger RNA. Its product is annotated as 60S ribosomal protein L24. The transcript is spliced from 5 exons. Bases 143 to 637 code for a protein of 164 amino acids. Gene Ontology annotation, molecular function: structural constituent of ribosome; mRNA binding. Gene Ontology annotation, biological process: cytoplasmic translation. NCBI's taxonomy places the organism in Eukaryota, Viridiplantae, Streptophyta, Magnoliopsida, Fagales, Juglandaceae. The record is from RefSeq and is a predicted model, not a curated record. Gene Ontology annotation, cellular component: cytosolic large ribosomal subunit.
GUGGUUCUUCUACUAGUAUGAGGGCUGUAAUUAUUCACCUUCCUCGUAUACAUACGGCGUUUCCACCAUUUCUCGUCUUCUGAAUCUAGGGUUUCUGCAUCGGAGGUGAGCCGCAGCUGAGCAACACAACCACCCGGCAGCCAUGGUUCUCAAGACGGAACUCUGUCGUUUCAGCGGAGCCAAGAUAUACCCUGGGAAAGGUAUCAGAUUCGUUCGCUCCGAUUCUCAGGUAUUCUUGUUUGCUAAUUCGAAAUGCAAGAGGUACUUCCACAACCGAUUGAAGCCGUCGAAGCUUACCUGGACGGCCAUGUUCAGGAAGCAACACAAGAAGGAUAUUGCCCAAGAGGCUGUGAAGAAGAGGCGACGUGCUACCAAGAAGCCAUACUCUAGGUCUAUAGUUGGUGCCACCUUAGAGGUUAUCCAGAAAAAGAGAGGUGAGAAACCAGAAGUGCGUGAUGCUGCUAGGGAGGCUGCUCUACGUGAGAUUAAGGAAAGGAUCAAGAAAACAAAGGAUGAAAAGAAGGCUAAGAAGGCUGAAGUAACGGCCAAGUCACAGAAGACACAGGGUAAGGGUAACAUUCCCAAGGGAGCUGCUCCAAAGGGUUCUAAGCUUGGAGGCGGAGGUGGAAAGCGCUGAGCCACUGGUUUCUUCUAAUUUUAAUUUCCUGGUGGAGUCGGUUACUACUUACUAGAUUACUUUUUUCUUUUUCUUUUUUUUCUUUUUUUUUUUUUCUCUCACUUUUAAAUGCUGUGUAAGGAUUGAUGGCCUUGGCCUUGUCGUGCCAAUUUUUGUUUUCCUC